AUGGCAUUUUUAGUAGCCAUAUUGAGCAAAUGCCAUGUAGUUAACAUUUGUGUUAUGAGGAUUCUUUCUGAGAACUGCCAAGCUGGCCCUGGUAACCUCACGUUUUCCGGUGGGGUGACCAGUAGUAACAGUAGUAAUAGCCGUAGUAGUUCUAUUCAAAGUCCGUUAACUACUUCACAAACAGUAAGUUUGGAUCAAAAUGUAUUGACUGAUGGUAAACCACCAGUGAUAACAUUUCCGGUUCUUGAACAAUCAGUCACAGCAAGUCUAACUCAUGAAAACUGUGAUAGCGAAAGGUCCACUCCGAAGGAUAUCAAAAACAGCAUACUGCAACCGUCGAGUAAUCCUCAAUCUAUACUCGCUACUACGGAUUCCAAUAUCACCUUAUGGCAAUUCCUUCUAGAGUUGCUGCUUAAAGGUGAACAUACCGACCUGAUCCAAUGGACAAAUCAGCAAGGCGAAUUUAAGUUACUGGAUGCAGAAGCGGUUGCACGAUUAUGGGGACAACGUAAAAGUAAACCACAUAUGAAUUAUGACAAAUUGUCACGUGCAUUACGAUACUAUUAUGAUAAGAAUAUCAUCAAAAAGGUAAUCGGACAAAAAUUUGUGUAUCGAUUUGUAACAUUUCCGGAAGGAUGUACACCUGAUGCGUUGCAAUGUGCUAUUGCACGAGAUGUCGAUGGUAUGUCAACUGACUGCUCUGCUGCUGCGGACUGUCAUGGCUUAAUGCGAAGUAGUAGCUCACCAAUUGUUGCAUCUUCAGUGGUUGCUGGUUCAGGUGUCAUCGGUGCGCAAGCCAUGCAGGCUAUUUGUAUUUCCAAUAUGAAUGCAUCGCCUUCUGCGAGCACAAAGAAUGGAGAAAAUAAUGGUGGAUUAGAAGCAACACCAGAUAGUGUGCUUACUUCAAUAAAUGGCGAUACUAGGACAACGAUUAACAAUACUACAACAGUAACAGCAGCACCGGAUUUUUCACCGAUACCAUCAACCAGUGGACAGUGUCCAUAUAGCUGUGUGUCGGUAAGUUGUUCUCCACCGAGUGGUUUGCAGAAUGCGAUCAAUACAAACGCUGAUGCUGGAGUGAUAUGCAGAAAGAGGAAAACUCCGAUGUUCAGUUGUAGCGCUCCCGAAACAACCACCACAGUGACAUCGCCCUCAUCCUCGACGGUUCCAUCCUCCAUUAUACCCUUAUCGAAAUCACUAUCAUAUCCGUCAAAUCCUCCAGCAACAAUUACGGACCGUGGGAGUGGAACGCAUGGUACCCAAAUACCUUCCUUGAAACGGGUUAAACCACGUCCGCUUAAUCUUUCUGCAACAGCAGCAUUCUCCAACGGAUCCGAAUUAUCAUCAUCAUCAUCUAACAAUCUACUGGUACUCUCACCUUUUUUUCUUCAUAAUAAUACAGGUAAUGCGUAUACGAACACGUCACCUCUGGUUACUCAAUUCAGUCAACUUUAUGCAGCGGCUUCACUUUCUGCUGGUUUAUGUCCAACGAGUCCUUUCACAUCUUUACUUACAACAGCAGCAGUAAGCCCGAUGCUUGGAGCUUUGGGGUCACCCAUGGCUGCCUCUAAGUUAACUCCAACUACUGCUGGUCUUCAACAACCAAUCUUCCAGUUUCCACCGAAUCCAUCUCAUAUGGCAGCAAUGGCUACUGCAGCAAUGAUGUCACCAUUGAUGCCAUUUCUUGGUGCUGCUAUGAAUCUGAACGGCAACGGUUGUCCAACCUAUGGUCGUAACAAUUUUGUUAGCCGCAGUCCUGAAAGUUUAAAAACACCAGUUGUACCGUUUCCAAAAGAUUUCUAA
Brugia malayi is the source of this 1803-nucleotide messenger RNA. It is a transcript of the gene Bma-lin-1, whose product is annotated as Hexokinase family protein. The record is from RefSeq and is a predicted model, not a curated record. Gene Ontology annotation, cellular component: nucleus. Gene Ontology annotation, molecular function: DNA-binding transcription factor activity, RNA polymerase II-specific; sequence-specific DNA binding. Gene Ontology annotation, biological process: cell differentiation; regulation of transcription by RNA polymerase II. Bases 1 to 1803 code for a protein of 600 amino acids. The transcript is spliced from 6 exons. Lineage: Eukaryota; Metazoa; Nematoda; Chromadorea; Rhabditida; Onchocercidae.